GCGGGGCACUGUGGGACACAGUGUGGGCAACGUGGGGCGGGACGGAAGCCUCUUUGGGUCAGACUGUGGCGACGCGGGAAGUCCGGACGCCGUGGCGGCCUGAAGAAGAGGCUUGAGACUGCGGCGCGGGGCGCGGCGCCGGCGGCAAUGGCGGAGAGGCCCGAGGACUUAAACCUGCCCAAUGCCGUCAUCACUAGGAUCAUCAAGGAAGCGCUCCCGGACGGUGUCAACAUCUCCAAGGAGGCCCGCAGCGCCAUCUCCCGCGCUGCUAGCGUCUUCGUGCUGUACGCCACUUCCUGUGCCAACAACUUUGCAAUGAAAGGGAAACGCAAGACACUGAACGCCAGUGACGUGCUCUCAGCCAUGGAAGAGAUGGAGUUCCAGCGGUUCGUUACCCCGUUGAAAGAAGCUCUGGAAGCAUACAGGAGAGAGCAGAAAGGCAAGAAGGAAGCUUCAGAGCAAAAGAAGAAGGACAAAGACAAAAAAACAGAUGCAGAAGAGCCAGACAAGAGCAGGGAUGAAGACAACGAUGAAGAGGAGGAAAGGCUGGAAGAAGAAGAACAGAAUGAAGAGGAGGAAGUGGACAACUAACGGGAUGGGAAGACUGUGGCACCUUGGAAGGUACCACCCUGAAAUGUGGUACGUUUGUGAGAAGCUUUUCCCUGCUGGGGCGAGUAGUCUUAGCCAGAAGAGCCUGAGAAGAUCAAAAUAAAACUGACUAAAAUUGUCAAAACCAGCGCUUCCGUCAGAGCAUCGGCGCAGCAGAAUCCCAUUUUGCCAGAUCAGUCUGAAGGUAAUGACUUUUGGCAAGAGGGAUUCUGAGUGACUAAUUUGAUUAGUCAAUUUGAUCUCUUUUGUUUACUUAUAUAUAAACGGUAGGCGGUCUUUGAUCCCCAGUUCCGUUCCCACCCAUCCCCCCAAAAAAGUAAUAAUGACUUCCAUGCUGCCUGCUGUGUUCCAGAUCACAGGGCUAGUCAAAGCUCAAGAAAAAUUGGGGCUUUGAGCAUGGUCAGCCUGUUUUGAUUGUACAGGAUUUGGCAAUACUAGCUUAUUAAAGUGGUCAGAAUGUGUUUAGCGUUAGGAAACUAGAAAAGGUUACAGGAGAAGAAUGAAAUCUGUUGUCUCUUCACUUGACAGUAACAUUAAUUGAAUUUUGAUUUCUCCAGACCCACUUGGCUUGGAGCUCCUCUGUCUUGCCUGGUAGGCAUUUGACCUGCUGACGUGGCUGCGCUCUGGGCACAUACGCUUUUAAAUCAGCAUUGUAGAAUGGAAUUAGUCAAGCAAGUGUGCCAGUAUCUUACUCUUACCAAAAAAAAAAAAAAAGAUGGUUUAGUCUUAGAUGCACCUCACUGCCUACCACUGUAUGGCUUUAGGAUUUAUGGUCACCUCCUGGAAGGUAUAAAAUUCCAGGCUUUCUCUUCUUGUAGUCCGUUUCCCAGACUUGACUUUCGUUUUUCAUUCUUUCAAUUCAUGACAAGUUCCAAACUUUAUUUCUUUUAGGCACAACUUUCUCCCUCUGUGCUUCUCCUUUCCUGUCUCUCUUCUGCCUCUCCUCUGUUCCCGAUUCCCUCUUUCUCUCCCUUCUUUUCUCACAUCUGCCAAACCAGGAACUUUGAUAACCUGCUUAAUGUCCCAAAGUGCAGAAAUCUGAUGGUGCUCAGGAAUCUAAUCCCCCCUGCAAAAAACCAUCCCCUUUAACUGCUUCUAAAGUAACUGUGUUGACCUUUCUUCUUAGUUUUUUUUUUUUUCUCUUGAUAUUUGGUGCUCCAAGCACUUUUUUGUUUGUCUCUAAGUUGAGCGCUUGGAGGUUGACAGGUAGUCAAAUGAAUGUAGUUUGACACUGUUAAUUUGUUAAAUGAACACAGUCAAAAGUUUGUUGACAAAUGAGUGAAGAAUGUUGAGGAAAAUUAUGCUUUGUACAAAUAAAGAACGUUCUUGUUAAAAGUGA
Molecule: messenger RNA, 1948 nt
Organism: Zalophus californianus (California sea lion)
Lineage: Eukaryota; Metazoa; Chordata; Mammalia; Carnivora; Otariidae
Gene: POLE3
Product: DNA polymerase epsilon 3, accessory subunit
Exons: 4
Coding region: 148-591 (147 amino acids)
Biological process (GO): leading strand elongation; DNA damage response; heterochromatin formation
Cellular component (GO): epsilon DNA polymerase complex; CHRAC
Molecular function (GO): protein heterodimerization activity; chromatin DNA binding
Source: RefSeq, a predicted model, not a curated record